This is a messenger RNA of Fusarium oxysporum Fo47, 3306 nucleotides long. RefSeq lists its product as uncharacterized. Gene Ontology annotation, biological process: tRNA-type intron splice site recognition and cleavage; tRNA splicing, via endonucleolytic cleavage and ligation. Gene Ontology annotation, cellular component: tRNA-intron endonuclease complex. NCBI's taxonomy places the organism in Eukaryota, Fungi, Ascomycota, Sordariomycetes, Hypocreales, Nectriaceae. The record is from RefSeq and is a predicted model, not a curated record. The coding region runs from base 1 to 3306 and encodes 1101 amino acids. The transcript is spliced from 2 exons. Gene Ontology annotation, molecular function: oxidoreductase activity; tRNA-intron lyase activity; nucleic acid binding.
AUGGCUGAGAUUCAAUCAUCAAACACAGUCUCCGUUGGUACCCCGCCUACCACGGAUUCCGCCGACAAACGGCAAUCACAGCAGCGAGGGCCUCCAUUGCAUCAGAUCUACGCCCUCCCGGCACCGAUCCGCACAUUUCCUUUGCCGGCCUUUUAUCCGAAUAACCCCAUAUCCUUCUUCCAUGUCGCGUAUGCGUGGUUAGGCCAACUGUGGUCUCCGCCUAAAGCGGAACCUUCGGUUGUGCAUAAUGGUGUAUGGUCUGCUGCUACAUCAUCCGUCCACAUCACGGAUGAUGCUUCUACCCGAGCUUUGUGGGAGCAAGGCUUCUACGGGAAGGGUAGUCUAAGUCGUAGUGAGCCAGCUUGGUUAAAGCGUGAACAAGUUCGCCAAGGACUAGCUGAUGCACACGUCAGCGAGAUUAUGACUGUGCAGAGAAGAGAGGAGCGUAUGCGUGCCAAGUGGGAACGAGCACGUCUCGAGCAAGAGGCGAUCCGAGAGACCCGCCGUAAGGAAGCGGAAGAAACCAAAGCGAGAGAGAUCAAAGCACGAGAAGCCAAAGCCUUUGAAGCCAAGGAACGAGAGCUACGUGCCAGAGAGUCGAAAGACAUCGCAGAGCCCAGGUCCAUCAAACCUAUUUCGCUGUCGGCUGCCCUUCCAACUUACGAGUCACCUGUCAGCCCUGCUGCACUUUUGGCUCUGCCAAAUUCACUGGUGGACAUUUUUAAGCCAACGCCUAUCAAGCCGGUCAACCUGCCUGUGUCCACUCCUACGCAUGCUUCGCCAGUGUGCCCUGCGACUAUCCUAGGCAUGCCGAACUCUGCUGCAGAAAUUGUCGAAGAGUCUGCCAUCGAGACAGCUGAAGAGAUCGACGGUCUCGGAAUAUCCGGAGUCCAUCCAACGGCGAUGGGUCUGUCUGUGGAUACCCUCCUCAAUGGUCAUGUCAUGGAACCAGUUGCGAACGGCAUCCUUCACCAUGAUGCGAAUGGCACUUCCGUGGUUGCAUCUUCGUCAGACGAGGAAGACAACACUAAGCCCAAGAAGCGACGUAAGAGUGUACGAUUCUCGCCAACAGUGGAAUCAACCACUUUCCACUUUGGUGAUCCCCCUAGCCCCAAGCGUUCGACGCCGAAUGGCACGCCUAACGGGCUUGCCGAUAUUCGCGCUGCGUCACCCGUGGCUUUAAACGGACAAAAUGAAGAGAACUCUUUGGAGCGUACUAGCAAGCCAGUGCUGAAGAACAUGGAACACCUCCAGCUGACGCCAGAGGAGGCUUUCUUUUUGAGCUUCGGUUUGGGUGUUCUGACGGUCACCGAUCCUUCCUCGGGUGCCCAGCUCUCAUCUUCGGACCUGUUGAGACUCUUCAGACAACAUUCGUACUUCCCACCUCGAGUUGAACCUGCGGAUCCCGCGCUUCAGCCUGACGACAACUUCCUCAUUCACUAUGCAGUGUAUCAUUACUUCAGAUCGCUCGGUUGGGUACCUCGUGCAGGCAUCAAGUUUGGCGUGGACUGGCUGCUUUAUGCUAAGGGCCCGGUCUUUGACCACGCCGAGUUCGGUCUGAUCGUCGUUCCAUCUUAUUCUCAUGCCCUUUGGAAAGAGGCUGGAAAACAGGACCCUCAGAAGACAUGGCAGUGGCUCCAUGGCACGGUGCGCGUUCUGUCACACGUCACCAAGAGUCUUGUUCUGGUGUACGUUGAUGUACCACCACCGUCGAAAUUUGAGAAGGCUUUGGAGCAGGGAGUCGCUGAAGCAUUGAAGCUAUACAAAGUCAGAGAAGUGAUGGUGAAGCGAUGGUUGACAGCUUACAGCUGUAGAGCUCUCCCUCGCGGACUCUCAUCAACUCGAGCAAGUGCUCAGAGAAUCAUCCUCAAACCAACAAAUUCACAAUGUCGUACACAUCGACGGACUCUCACAACAAAGAACUUUGGGAUUCCGCCGCUGUUUGAGCCAACAACAACCCUCUCAGCUAAAGACAACAACCUCACCAUCUCCAGCGGAGACCGCUUCAUCCAAAUUCAAGAUGAGAAGCAUGGCGGCUGGACACGCCUUGAUGCCACUAUUCUUCGCGAUAGCUGUACAUGCACAACAUGCGUCGAUCCAGCCUCUGGUCAAAAGAGCUUUGCGACAACAGCAAUUCCCUCAGACAUCGCCAUUGACAACAUCCACACGACUUCAACCGGUGUGGGCAUCUCGUUUAAAAACGACAUGUAUAAAGAUCACGAGAUGAUCCUUCCUUGGAGUUCUGUCGACAAGGCGCUUGGCCAUGCACCAAUUGAGAGAAUGCCAUAUCCAAGACAAGACGCAGUGUAUCCCAAAACAGGGCGUACGUUCUGGGACAAAGCGACUAUUCAGCAACGUGUGCGAAAGAUUGACUAUCAUGAGUUCAUGAAGGGCGAUGAUGCAUUCUGGCAUACUCUUCUCGAUCUAUCGAAUCUCGGUCUUGUAUUUCUGAAGAACGUACCGCAUGAUGAGAACUCCAUCGUCAACAUUACAACACGCAUCGCAAAUAUUAAAGAAACCUUCUAUGGCCGCACUUUCGACGUUCGUGCUAAGCCAGACGCCGAGAAUGUAGCGUACACAAGCGGAUAUCUUGGUCUUCAUCAGGAUUUACUAUACCUCGAGAGUCCACCCGCAAUCCAACUUCUUCACUGCAUGGAAAACUCGUGCAACGGCGGAGAGUCUCUGUUUAGUGAUGGAUUGUUCGCUGGAAAGCUACUGUGGCUACAAAACUCCCCAACAGUCAAGAAUCUCGCUCGUGUCAAGAUUCCGUAUCACUAUGAGAAGCACGGAUACUUCUAUCGUCAGCAGCGAUCACUGUUUGACGUUGGACCAGAUGGAAAUCUCGCAGCUGUAUACUGGAGUCCGCCCUUUCAGAAUCAAUUCCAGGUUCCCGCCGUUGAUGCAAGAGCCUGGCUUGAACCAGCGCAGUUAUUCGAUGGGCUGAUCAAUGACCCCGAUGCCAUGUUCGAGAUGAAGAUGAAGCCAGGAGAGUGUGUGCUUUUCGAUAACAUGAGGGUCAUGCAUGGAAGGAAUCAGUUUGACGUUGGUGGAGGAUCGAGAUGGUUGAGAGGAGCGUAUAUUGCACGAGAGGAUCUUGUGAGCCGUGUGCUACAUGUGCCUGAAGCUUUGGCAGCGGAGUAUCGCAGUGGCAAGGAAUGGAGUCGCACGUUGGAGGAUGAAGAGUUGAAGGCGUCGAAGUGGUUUGACAAGGUCGGGGGACAGGUUGAGAGCGUUGUUGAUGGCUUAAAGAGAAAAGGAGCUGCGGAGUUGGGAGAAAGGGAUUACGAGGUGUUGAACUUGGGAUAG